AUGAAGGGCGUCUUCACCCCAGCGCUGCAGUCGAAGGAGCAGUGGCCGGAGUCCAUCCGCAAGGAGUUCGCGGGCGGAAUCCACCGCUACAUGGCGCAGCUCACCGAGCAGACGCACGAGCUCCGGGGCCAGACCAAGCUCUACGUCCCGUCGGAGGGGUACGAGGGCUACGACUCCCCCGACGCCGCCGCCGCGAGCAAGGAUCUCGUGCAGAGGCUCGAGUCCGUCGUCAUCCACUGGACGAGAAAGAUUCGCGAAGUCGUCGACGCAGACGCGCAGUCCCCGGACGAAUCCUUGGGCCCGCUGGCGGAGAUCGCGUUCUGGCGCAGGCGAGGCCAAGACAUGUCCGGCCUGAGGGAUCAGCUGAGGGACCCGAAGCUCGUCGCGACGGUGAGCGUCCUCGAGGCUGCCAAAUCAGCGUACGUAUCCGCGUUUUUGGAUCUGGGCGACGUCGUGCAGAAUGAGGCGGAAGCCGCAAGCGACAACGCCAAGUUUCUCUCCGCGCUGGAGGAACCGUGCGAGGCGCUGGCGGUGGCGAGAGCGUCCGACGUCGCGGCCUUACUGCCGCCCAUCUUGACGACGGUUCGCAUGAUUUGGAACCACGCGUCGCAUUACGCGACUCCCGAGCUGACGUACGGUUUACUUCGAAAGAUAUCCGCCGAGGUGAUCAACCGAUGCAAAGACCUGAUGGAGGUGUGCGAGGCGCAGGAGCAGUUCGCGGGCAAGAGCGGCGUCGCUCCGCCGGUGUUUGCGGGAACGAAAGGCCCAGAGAUCACCCGGCAGAUGUCCGAUAUCGAGAGGGAUUUCGUCGAGCUGGUGGAAUCACUCCGCGGUCUCGACUACCACCUCAUGGACAUCAAGGCGACCUCCUGGCACGACGAUUACAACACGUUCAAGGAGGGAGUCAAGACGCUCGACCAGCGCACGAUACAGGUGUACACGUCCGCGCUCGACGCCGCGUCCGGGCUCGAGGGGAAGACUGAGACCCUCGAGGCUCUCAACCAGAUGGCGAGAAGAGUCGGCGUCAAGCUUCACGUCGAGAAGCAAGUCGUCGGACUGUACGGGGAGUUCACCAAAGAGCUUGUGUCGGUCAGGAAACAGUUCGACUCCCAGAGGAGCGACCCGCCGGUGCACGCGAGCAUGCCGAGGCACGCGGGCGGCGCGAUGUGGGCCAAGCAGUUGCACGACAGGCUCUCCAAACCGUGGUCCAAGCUCGAGGUUGCGUGCAAGCUCUUCCCCAGAGUCGCGGAGCUGGACGAGUUGAAGGCGAGCUUCGAGCAGGCGUUACCCGCCAUCGAAAAGUACAUCAAGACGACGCACGAGCAGUGGAGCGAGUACGUCGAGGCGAGGAUCGAGCCCACGAUCGCGCAGAGGCUCGACGCGAGGCUCCUAGCCGCCGAGGAGGACGGGCGAAUCUCCAUGAACUUUGACAAGGAGCUCAUGAGCCUGUUCUCCGAGGUUGGCUUGUGGGAGAGGUUACAGAAGCAGGCGCCGUACAAGUGCGCCGAGCUCGCGUCGCAGCGCGAAAAAUACCGUCUCCUGCGCGAGAGCGUGCUGCAGGUGGUGUCCGACUACAACGGGAUCCUGGCGAUGCUCGACGUGAACGAGAGGGCGCUCUUUGCCGAUCGCAUCCGAUACCUCGACAAGAAAAUCGCCCCGGGCCUUCAAAAAGUCUCGUGGACCUCCUCAAAGUCCAUACAGGACAUGUUCAUGGCGGACGCCGGGAAAUUCUGCGCCGAGGUGAACAAGGCGGUGACCCUGUACAAGGACACCAUGCGCAAAGUGCGGCAGAACCUCGCGCUCGUGGCGGAGACUCCGGUGAUCAAAAUCGUCCGAAAGAAAAUUUACGCCGACGGUGAAUUCGCCGCGGCGCAAAAGUCGCACAGGGAGGAGACCGUGGCACGGUUCAAGGAGCUUCACGAGGAGAUGCGCGUGGCGCUGGGCAAGUGCUUCGCGCGGACGUUCGCGCAGGACAGCGAGGACGUCCAGCGCGAGUGGCGUCGCGUGACGCGAUCGCUCGACGACGACCUUCGAGAGUCGCUUCGAGUUGCGGUUAAAAAAUCUCUGCAGCAACUGGCCAGGGCGCUCAACGGCGAUAAGCGCACGGAGGUGGUGCCCAUGUUCUCCGCGGCGAACAUGCUGAAGGACGACAAGGCUGUGAAGCUCGCGCCCGACACGCAGGGUAUCUUCGACAUGAUGCACGAGGUUUCCAGGGAGCUCAUCGGCGUCGUGAAGGAGGUUCCGCGACUCGGCCCGGAGGAUACCGAGGACGGGGAGGAGUUACCCACCUUCUACGACGUCAUCUCCGACGACGAGGACGCCGCUCUCAAGCAGAUCAUCGCCAUCGAUAGCGGCCUCGGCAAGAUCGUCGACCCGGUCGCCACGUUCGUGGCGCGGUGGGAGGCGUCCUACAGGCACGUGUGGGAGACGGAUAAGGAUCAGUUCAUCGCCCGGUACCGCAAGGCGAAGAAACCGCUGGCGGAUUUCGAGGCGGACAUCGAACGGUACCAGGCGCUCUUGGAGCAGGUGACGCGCGAGGACGGCGUCGCCAACCUGCUCUUCCUCCGCAUCGACAGCGCGCCUCUCAAGUCGUCCCUCAAAUCUCACUGCGAGGAGUGGAAGAGGCGGUUCACGACCCUCCUCCUGGAGACUGCCGACGAGGAACUCGCGGCUCUCUACCGUCACUUCGAGUCCAACACCAAGGAGCUGGUCACCGCGCCGACGAACCUCGACGAGCUCGCCGCCAAGGUCAACGUCCACAAGCGGAUCAUGGAGACGAAGGAGGAGACCCACGGGCGGUUCGCGCCCUUACGCGCCAUUUACGCCUCCUUGCACAGGAUGGACGUGCCCGCGCCCGCCGAGCGCAUCGCCGAGCUCGACGCCCUCGACGACAGCUGGAUGACCUUUGUCAACAUGCUCUCCAAGACGGCAGCGGACCUCGACGAGGCGAAAGAGACGUUCCAGGAGAAGCUGGGCAGGACCGUGGACAAGUUCGUGCAGGACGUCGUCGACCACAGGGACGCGUUCAUGGCGGAGGCGCCCAAGAAGAUUGAGACGCCCGACGCCAGGCUUUCUCUGGACGCGGCAAAGGCUUUCCUGGCCGCCGCGGCGGAAAAGUCCGCGGGUUUCCGCGCGAAGGAGGAGGAGCUCAAGGCGGGCAUGGACAUAUUCGCCAUGUCUCGCCCGCCCCUCAAGGAGCUCCUCGAGACGGAGAAGGAUACACAGCUGCUGAACGACCUGUGGGCCAUCUGCGAGGAAUGGAUCGGCGUUUACGACGGACUCAAGGAUGGCAAGUUCAAGGACCUGGACGUCGAGGUCAUGGAGAAUAUGGCGGUGGGCAUCGGCAAAAAGCUGCAGAAAAUCGGCAGGGAGGUGAGCGAGUGGACCACCUGGUCGUCCAUGAAGACCGUGGUGGACGAUUUCAAGAAGACGAUGCCGCUCAUCACCGACUUGCGCAACCCUGCGAUUCGUCAGCGACACUGGGAUCAACUCAUGCAGGAGUGCGGCGCCACCUUCGACCCGCACGGAGACGACUUCACGUUGGGCAAGGUCACCGAGAUCGGCCUUCACAACCACGACGAGUUCAUCGGCGAGAUGUCCACAAACGCCACGAAGGAGCUCGCCAUCGAGAAGACGUUGGAGGGCAUCGAGGAGACCUGGCGCGCUCUCGACAUGGACAUGGUUCCCUUUCGCGAGGGCAAGGAGAUUUACAAGCUCCGCUCCACCGACGACGUGUUCGCCGCGCUCGAAGAUAACAUCGUCACGCUGUCGACGAUGAAAGCUUCCAAGUACUUCGUCGUCUUCGAGACCCCGAUCAACGCGUGGGAGCAGAAGCUUGGGUUGGUGUCCGAGGUUGUGGAGAUCGUGCAGAAGGUUCAGAUGUCGUGGAUGUACCUCGAGAACAUCUUUGUUGGAUCAGAGGAUAUCCGUAAGCAGCUGCCGCAGGAGAGCAUACUGUUCGACAGCGUCAACGACUCCUUCGCCAAAUACAUGCUCGAGAUGAAGACGCUACAGAACGUGAUCAAGGCGUGCACCGGUUCGCAGCCUGAUCCCACCCCUGGCGUCGACAACGCGAUGCUCGAGCGGUUCACCAACAUGGACGAAAAACUGGAGAAGAUCCAGAAGAGUCUGGAGAACUAUUUGGAGAAGAAGCGCCAGCAGUUCCCCCGUUUCUACUUCAUAUCCAGCGACGACCUGUUGGAGAUCUUGGGCCAGGCCAAGAACCCGCCCAACGUUCAGCCGCACUUCAAGGGGAUGUUCGAGGGCAUCAAGAAGCUCGAGAUGACCAAGCCCGGCACCGACGGCAGAAAAACCUUUGCGUCCACCGCCAUGCACUCCCCAGAUGGCGAGACCAUCCCGUUCAACGAACCGGUCAUCACCGACGGCAGACCGGAGGAGUGGCUCAACGACGUCGAGGCUGCGAUGUACGCGGCGUGCAAGAAAUCGCUCUUCGAGACGCUAACACACAGCAAGGGCAUGAAGAAGGAGGCUUGGGUUCGAGAGUAUCCGGGGCAGAUGAUAAUCUCCGCGGGAUGUAUGGUGUGGACCACCGAGUGCGAGAAGGCCCUGUCCGAUCCCGACACCGCGAAAACCGCCGUGCGCACGCUGAAGAAGAAGUGGGUGAGCUACCUGUCCAAGCUCGUGACGCUCACGCGGUCCAAGCUGGACAAGGUGAACAGGAAAAAGGUUGUCGCGCUGAUCACAAUCGAGGUUCAUGCGCGAGAUUCCAUCGACAAGCUGGCCAAGGCUGGGUGCACGGCGCCCACCGACUUUGAGUGGGUGUCGCAGCUCAGGUUCUACUGGGAUCAGGAGCAGGACGACUGCGUGGUCAAGCAGGUGCUCUCCGUGUUCUCCUACGGGUACGAGUACCAAGGAAACAACGGGCGCCUCGUGGUGACGCCGCUCACCGAUCGGUGCUACAUGACGCUCGGAGCCGCGAUGUUCACCCGCCGCGGCGGUAACCCGCUAGGUCCCGCGGGUACCGGCAAGACGGAAACGGUUAAGGACUUCGGAAAGGCGCUCGCGAGAUACGUCAUCGUCUUCAACUGCUCCGACGGCGUCGAUUACAAGAUGACGGCGAAGAUGUUCAGCGGCUUGGCGCAAACUGGAGCGUGGGCGUGCCUGGACGAGUUCAACCGUAUCACCGUCGAGGUGCUCUCGGUUGUGGCCACGCAGAUUGGCGUGAUCAUGGCCGCGGUUAAAGCGCGCGCCAGCACGUUCUUCUUCGAAGGACAAACGAUCCGUCUGAUUCCCUCGUGCGGCGUGUUCGUCACGAUGAACCCUGGCUAUGCCGGACGCGCCGAGCUGCCCGAUAACCUCAAGGCUAUUGUUCGCCCGGUUUCCAUGAUGGUGCCCGACUUUUCGCUGAUCGCCGAGAUCAUGAUGUUCGCGGAGGGGUUUUCCUCCGCGAAGCCCCUCGCGAAGAAGAUGGUGGCCAUCAUGGAACUGUCGCAGCAGCAGCUGUCGAAGCAGGAUCACUACGAUUACACCCUUCGUUCGUUUGUGAUUCCCAUCUCUCGCGCAGCGGGUGCGUUCAAACGGGUCGACCCCGAGGGAAGCGAGGAGGCCAUCCUCUACCGCACCAUGCAGGACUUGAUCAUGCCUAAGCUGGUGUACCUGGACCUGCCGCUGUUCCGCGCGCUGCUCGGUGACCUGUUCCCUGGUGUGGAGCUCCCCGAGGAGACAGAAAGCGACUUGAAAUCCAUGCUCGAGCGCAAGUGCAGAGAGAUGGGCCUUCAGGUUGUGGACGACUGGAUCACCAAGAUUAUCCAGAUUUUCGACUGCAAGGUUGCCAGGCACGGCAACAUGAUCGUCGGGCGGACAGGCGCGGGUAAGUCCGCCGCGUGGAAGGUGCUCAAGGCGGCGAUGGCGCAGCUUUGCGAAGAUGGCAAGGGCGAGGGCGAGUUUCAAAAGGUUGAGGUGUACACGAUCAACCCGCUGGCGCUAUCCAACGACGAGAUCUAUGGAUGCUUCGACCCCGGGACGCACGAGUGGCGCGACGGCAUCCUCGCUAGGGUUAUGCGCAACAUCUGCAAGGACGAAUCGCCCAAUCAGAAGUGGACGCUGUUCGACGGCCCGGUCGAUACCCUGUGGAUCGAGUCGAUGAACACGCUCCUGGACGACAACAAGCUCCUCACGCUGUUGUCCGGCGAGCGCAUCAUGAUGGCGCCGCAGGUUUCGAUCCUCUUCGAGGUCGAGGACCUGUCCCAGGCGUCCCCGGCGACGGUUUCGCGCGCGGGUAUGAUCUACCUCAACACCGAGGACCUCGGAUGGUGGCCCUUCGUCACGUCAUGGCUCGAGCAGCCAGAGUACGCCGAGGACAAAAUCCUGGUCCAGACGCUGACGGCUAUGCUGGAGAAGUACAUGGAGGAAAGCCUCGAGUACAGGCGGCUGCAGCUGAAGGAGCUGGUGGACACCGAUCGACUCGCCUCCGUCCGACAGUUCUGCGCUCUGUUCGACGCGCACCACGACGCGGAACACGGCAUCGAUCCGAGUCUGUACCCCAAUCUCGAGGAUGAACCCGAGGCGUACGUGGCGAUCAUCGAGCUCACCUUUCUGUUCUGCCUCAUCUGGUCCGUGGGCGCGACUCUCGACGACGACUCGAGGAAAAAGUUCGACGUGUUCCUCCGCGAAAACGACACCAGGUGGCCGCACGAUCAGACGGUGUACGAGUACUUCGUUGACGCCAAGGCCAGGGAGUGGGUGCUGUGGGAGAAGCAGCUGACCACGUACAGGCCGCCGCCGGAGAUGCCGUUUUUCAAAAUCAUGGUUCCGACAGUGGACACCCUGCGCUCAAAAACGAUCGCGCUCACGCUGUCGGGCAUCGGGCGGCACGUGCUGAUCGUGGGUAACGUGGGCGUGGGCAAGACGAUGGUGGCGCAGUCGUGCCUUGACCACCUGCCGGAGAACAAGAGCUCCAUGAUCAUCAACUUCUCCGCGCAGACCAGCAGCAACUCGCUUCAGAAUACCAUCGAGGGCCGCCUCGAGAAGCGGAGCAAGGGAGUUUUCGCGCCUAGCGGCGGUAAGAAGAUGGUGGUGUACGUCGACGACUUCAACAUGCCGCAGAAGUCGGUCUUCGGUUUCAUGCCACCGCUGGAGCUGCUCAAGCUCUGGGCCGAUAACGGGUUCUGGUAUGACCGUGAGAAGCAGGAGGUGAAGACCAUCAAGGACAUCCAGCUGAUGGCGUCGAUGGCCCCGCCGGGCGGUGGCCGUAAUGCGUUCUCGCAGCGCAUCAUGUCGGUUUUCUCCGUGCUGAACAUGACGAAUCCCUCGGAUCUGCAGCUGCACCGCAUUUACAGCACCCUGCUCAACGAUAAGCUGUCGCAGUUUGACGACUCGAUCAAGCCGCUGGGCGAUCCAAUCACCAAGGCGACCAUCGAGCUCUACUUCAACAUCGCCGAGGAGCUUCUGCCUACGCCUGCCAAGUCUCACUACCUGUUUAACACGCGAGACCUCGCGAAGGUGAUCCAGGGAACCAUGCAGGCGACCCGACAGUACUACGAUUCUCGCGAGACGAUGCUUCAACUCUGGGUGCACGAAUGCUUCCGCAUCUUUGGCGAUCGCAUGUGGGACAUGGACGACAAGGCGUGGCUCAAGAAGCAGCUCGACCAAAAGCUCAACCAAAAUCUCAUGAGUUCCUGGGACGCGCUCUUCGGUGAGGCUGAUAAGUUCCCCUUCUACGGCGAGUGCCCGCCGUUUGUCUCGUUCCUUCGAAACAACGUGGACAACCCGCCUUACGAGAUCGUCUCCGACAGCAAAAAGCUCAAGGAUAUGCUCACGGAAAAGCUCGAGGACUACGCCAUGGAGCCCGGAUACUCCGCGAUGGACUUGGUGCUGUUCAAAGACGCUCUACUGCACGUGUGCCGCAUCCACCGCGUGUUGAUGCAGCCGAGGGGAAACGCGCUCCUGGUCGGCGUCGGCGGCUCUGGUCGCAAGUCCCUCGCCAGGCUGGCGACGUACGUCGCCGACCUGAAGUGCUUCAGCAUCGAAAUCACCAAGAACUACAGGCAAACCGAGUUCAGGGAGGACCUCAAGUCCUUGUUCAAGCAGGCGGGCGUCGCGGAUAAGCCCACGGUGUUCCUUUUCGACGAGACGCAAAUCGUCGUCGAGACGUUCCUCGAGGAUAUCAACAACGUCCUCACCUCGGGCGAGGUGCCGAACCUGUUCACCAAGGAUGAGCUCGGUGGCGUGUGCGAGGACGUCCGCGCCAGCGCCAAGAAAGACGGCGUCAAGGCUGACACCCAGGACCAGCUCUACUCGUACUUUUUGAGCAGGGUUAUCAGGAAUCUGCACAUCGUGCUCUGCAUGUCGCCAAUCGGCGAGGGUUUCCGCGAGCGGUGUCGGAUGUUCCCGGGUCUCGUCAACUGCUGCACGAUCGAUUGGUUCACCGAGUGGCCCGCGGACGCGCUCCGCGAGGUUGCCAUGAAACAGAUGGAGGAGGAGAAGAGCAUGAGCCAGGAGGUGAAGGACAACCUCUGCUCGGUGUUUGCCUUGAUCCACUCGUCCACGGCGCAGAAAUCGGCAGAGAUGCUCGCGGCGCUCAAGCGUAAAAAUUACGUCACGCCCACGAAUUACCUUGAGUUUGUGCGCGGCUACCGCACGCUGCUCCUCGAGAAGACGAAGGAGAUCGGCGGUAAACGCGAUAAGCUCCGCGGGGGCCUGACCAAGCUGGACGAGACCGGCGUGCAGGUUGAGGAGAUGUCCGUCAUCGCCGAGGAGAAGCGGGUGUCGGUGGCGCAGGCAAAGGUGGAUUGCGAGGAGCUCCUGGUGGUCAUCGUGCAGGACAAGCGCGCGGCCGACGAGCAGGAACGGCUGGUCAAGGCGGACGCGGAGAAGAUCGGCGAGGAAGCCAAGGAGGCGAACGCCAUCGCGGCGGAGUGUGAACGUGGGCUCGCGCAGGCUAUGCCCGCGCUGGAGGCCGCCUCCGCGGCGCUCAACGUGCUCACCAAGAAGGACAUGUCCGAGAUGAAAGCCUACGCCAAGCCUCCCGCCAUGGUCGAGCUCUGCCUGCAGGGAGUGAUGACGGUGCUCAAGAAAACGCCGACGUGGGAGCAGGCGAAGAAGGAGCUCGGCAAGCCCGAUUUCCUCAACACGCUCAUGAACUACGACAAGGAUAAGCACCUCAACGACGAGCUCCUGAAGAAGAUUAAGAAAUUCGUCGACAACCCGGAUUAUGAACCGGAGAACAUUGGCAAGGUUUCCGGAGCGGCUAAGGGUCUAUGCCAGUGGGUGCACGCCAUGUACGUGUACGGCGGGGUCAAUAAGGAGGUGGCGCCCAAGAAGAAGAAGCUCGAGAACGCCCAGAAGGCUCUCGAGAAGAAACAGAAGGCUCUCGCCGCCGCCGAGGAAAAGCUCCAAGCCGUCCUCGACAAGGUCAAGGCUCUGCAGGACAAGUACGAGGAAUCGACGGGCAACAAGAAGGCUCUGGAGGACGAGUUCGAGGACCUGUCGCAGAAACUCGCCCGCGCCGAGACCCUCGUGAGCGGCCUCGCGGGCGAGAAGAUCCGAUGGGAGGAAUCCAUCGUCAAGUACGAGGCUGAAAUCGCGUGUCUUCCCGGCGACGUCGUCAUCGCGGCGGCGUUCAUGUCCUACGCGGGUCCGUUCCCCUCCGACUACCGCGAGGCCUUGGUCAAGCACACGUGGCUUCCCGAGGUGAAAAAACUCGAGAUUCCCGCGUCGGACCAGUUCGAUUUCGCGCUCUUCCUCGCGGACCCCUCCGACGUCCGCGACUGGAACAUCAACGAGCUGCCGGCGGAUGCGUUUAGCACGGAGAACGGCGUGGUGGUGACCCGCGGCAGACGCUGGCCGCUGCUGAUCGACCCCCAGGGCCAGGGGAACAAGUGGAUCAAGAACACCGAGAAGCCCAACGGUUUGGUCACCGUGACUCUGAACAUGUCGGACAUGGUUCGCAAGAUGGAGAACGCCAUCCAGUUUGGCGAUCCCGUCCUCAUCCAAGACGUCGGCGAAGAAAUUGACCCGAUUCUGGAACCCGUCCUGAGCAAGAGCUUCAUCAAGAAGGGCAACUCGCUGUGCAUCAAACUCGGGGACAAGGAGGUGGACUACUCGCCGGACUUCAGGCUGUACCUCACUUCUAAGCUGUCCAACCCGCACUACACUCCGGAGGUGUCCACGAAGGUGACAAUCGUCAACUUUGUCGUCAAGGAGCAAGGGCUGGAGGAUCAGCUCCUCAACGUCGUCGUCGAGAAGGAGCGGUUCGACCUGCACGAGCAGAGCGUCACGCUCGUGCGCAAGGUUGCCGAGGGCAAGCGGACCAUCCUGGAGCUCGAGGAUACCCUCCUCGACCUGCUGUCCAACGCGGACGGCUCGCUCCUCGACAACAUCGAGCUCAUCAACACCCUGAACAACUCCAAGAUCACAUCCGACGAGGUGACCGAGUCGCUCAAAAUCGCAGAGGCAACCGGCAAAGAAAUCGCCGAGGCGUCCGCGCUCUACCGACCCGUGUCGAUACGCGCGGCGAUCCUGUACUUCGUCCUGUACGACCUCGCCACGGUCGAUCCGAUGUACCAGUUCUCGCUGGACGCGUACAAGGAUCUCUUCCUGUUGUCCAUCGAGAAGGCUCCAAAGUCGGAGGUGCUCGAGGAGAGAAUCGAACACCUCAACUCGUACCACACCUUUGCUGUGUACAAGUACACCAGUCGCGGUCUGUUCGAGGCGCACAAGCUGCUCCUGUCGCUGCAGAUGUGCGUCAGGAUCCUGCAGAGCGACAACCAGGUGGACAUAAACGAGUGGCAGUUCUUCCUCCGCGGCGGUAUGGUGCUGGACCGAUCGGAUCAGCCCCCAAAUCCGGCACCGGAGUGGAUCUCGGAGCUCGCGUGGGACAACGUGGUGGAACUCGAGCAGCAGGUGCCGCACUUUAUCGGCAUCACCAAGUCGUUCGAGGACAACCCGGGGGAGUGGGAGGACUGGUACAGGAACGCCGAGCCGGAGAACCCGCGCGCCGCGGCGCUUCCCGGCGAGUGGGAGCCCAAGUGCAACGAGCUGCAGAGGAUGCUCCUCGUCCGAUGUCUCCGGAUGGACCGGGUGGAGAAGGCGGCGACGACGUACGUCGCCAACUCGCUCGGUAGAAAGUACGUGGAGCCCCCCGUGCUGGACCUUCACGAGUGCUACGGGGACUCCACGCCGUUCGCGCCGCUCAUCUUCGUGCUGUCGCCGGGCGUGGACCCGACGGCGAAUCUGGCGCAGCUGGCGGCGCAGAAGGUUGGCGCCGACAGGUUGCAUUCCGUCGCGCUGGGGCAAGGCCAGGCGCCGGUGGCCACCAAGCUCAUCGCCGAGGCGUGCGUCGAGGGCAACUGGGUGUUCCUCGCGAACUGCCACCUGAUGCUGACGUGGCUCCCCGAGCUGCAGAAGAUCAUCGAACGGUUCGAGGACGAGCAACCUCACGAGAACUUCAGGCUGUGGCUCUCGUCCAACCCGACGCCUCACUUCCCGCUGGCGAUUUUACAGCGGGGUUUGAAGAUGACCACCGAGCCCCCCAAGGGUCUUCGCGCCAACCUGUCUCGCCUGUACCAGACGUGCGUCACGCAGGCGUCGUUCGACGAGUGCAGGUCGCAGGGAAAGUACGGCAAGUUGCUGUUCGCGCUGACGUACUUUCACGCCGUCAUGCUGGAGCGACGAAAGUUCCGGACCCUGGGCAUCAACAUCCCGUACGAUUUCAACGACACCGACUACUCCGUCUCCGACGACGUGCUCAAGGCGUACCUCGACGCGUACGUGGAGACACCCUGGGACGCGCUCAAGUACCUCAUCAGCGAGGCCAACUACGGCGGACGCGUGACGGACGAGAUCGACAGGAGGGUUCUCGCGGGUUACCUCAACCAGUUUUUCUGCGAAGACGCUCUCAACGUGCCCCAGUAUCCGCUGUCGAGCCUGGAGGAGUACUACAUCCCGACGGAGAGCGGGCUGGACGUGUACCGCGAUUACAUCCAGACUCUGCCGCAGCAGGACAAGCCCGAGGCGUUCGGGCAGCACCCCAACGCGGACAUCUCGUACAUGAUCACCGAUUCCACCAUCACGCUGGAAUCGUGCCUGGCGCUGCAGCCCAAGACGGGUAGCGCGGGCGCGGGUGGCGUCAAAAUCGAGGAUACGGUUUUGGGAAUCAUCGACGACAUGCUGUCGCAAACGCCGCAGCCGUUUAACCACGAGAAGCUCAUGAAGGACAAGGCGGACGACCCCUCGCCCUUGCACGUGACGUUGUUCCAGGAGGUGGAGCGCUACAACAUCCUCCUCAACAACAUGCUCAGCACGCUCAACAUGCUAAAGAAGGGCAUCAAGGGUCUGGUUGUGAUGUCCUCGGAUCUGGAUUCGAUUUUUGAGUCGCUCGCGAACAACAAGGUUCCCGCCAUCUACCUCAAGGCGUACCCGUCCCUGCGACCGCUCGGCUCGUGGACCCGCGAUCUGCUGAUGCGCCUCGAGCAGAUCGAAGGCUGGAUCGAGAACGGCUACCCGCGCGUCUACUGGCUCGCGGGUUUCACCUACCCCUCGUGCUUCCUCACCGCCGUCUUACAGACGACGGCGCGCAAAAACGCGAUUCCCAUCGAUACCCUGUCCUUCGAGUACAGCAUCAUGGACGCGCCCGAGGAGAAGAUCGGCCCGCAGCCAAGGGAGGGCGUGUACAUCAAGGACAUGUACCUCGAGGGCGCGGGCUGGAACUUUGACGACCAGUGCCUGUGCGAACCCAACCCCAUGGAGCUCAUCGUGAACAUGCCAAUCGUUCACUUCAAGCCGUCGGAUGCCAAGAAGAAGCGGAACCCGGCUGAGAUUUACCAGUGCCCGCUGUACAUGUACCCGGUGCGGACGGGCUCGCGCGAGCGACCGUCGUUCAUGGUGUUCGUGGACCUCAAGGCUGGCGACGGCGACUCGGAUUUCUGGGUCAAGCGCGGCACGGCGCUCCUGCUGGCGCUCGCGACGUAAUACGCAGAUGCAAAAUAUUUAUAGAUUUCAUAGCCCGGAGCAGGUGAACACCGCUCCACUUUGUAACAUUAGACGUAGAAGUUUGAUCGAAUCAUCAUUCAC
Micromonas commoda is the source of this 13032-nucleotide messenger RNA. It is a transcript of the gene DHC10, whose product is annotated as dynein-1-beta heavy chain, flagellar inner arm I1 complex. The transcript is spliced from 2 exons. Gene Ontology annotation, molecular function: ATP binding; minus-end-directed microtubule motor activity; ATP hydrolysis activity. Lineage: Eukaryota; Viridiplantae; Chlorophyta; Mamiellophyceae; Mamiellales; Mamiellaceae. Gene Ontology annotation, biological process: microtubule-based movement. The record is from RefSeq and is a predicted model, not a curated record. The coding region runs from base 1 to 12930 and encodes 4309 amino acids. Gene Ontology annotation, cellular component: dynein complex.